AUGUCGCGACGAAAUCAAUCAGAGGACUACAGAAAAGGGCCAAAUUCCUACAGAGGAGAUCGCGAUGGUUCGGAUGACAGCAGUGAUGAGGAUGUCAGGAAUUACAGGCGAGAACGAGACAGAUCUCCGUUGAGACGGCGAGCUUCUGAUGACAGAAAUCGAGCUGAUCGUGAAACCACCAGUUCCUAUGAAUCAUCAAGGGACACCAGUAUGCAGCAGAAACAAAAACUAGCCUUUGGUUUUAGCAAGAAGUCCACCAGUACUGACGCUAAGAAAGGAAUUCAAAUAAAACUAGGCCCUGCUACGAAACCAACAGCUAAACCAAUAGCUCCUACAAAGACAACCGUAGCCUCUGUGUUCAAUGCUGACGACGAUGAUGAACCAGAAGAAAUGCCAGCAGAAGCAAGAAUGAGGAUGAGGAAUAUUGGACGCGAGACACCGACAUCAGCUGGUCCAAAUUCAUUUGGCAAAACAAAGCAAGGCUUCUGUGAUUCUAAAAAAAUAUUCGAAAAAACUCUUAAGAAAGCCAUGGACGAAGCAAAUAAUAAAUGA
Molecule: messenger RNA, 552 nt
Organism: Cotesia congregata
Lineage: Eukaryota; Metazoa; Arthropoda; Insecta; Hymenoptera; Braconidae
Source: the annotation of a GenBank genome assembly